This is a messenger RNA of Drechmeria coniospora, 1008 nucleotides long. RefSeq names its product RING finger domain protein. Bases 1 to 1008 code for a protein of 335 amino acids. Gene Ontology annotation, molecular function: zinc ion binding. The transcript has a single exon. The record is from RefSeq and is a predicted model, not a curated record. NCBI's taxonomy places the organism in Eukaryota, Fungi, Ascomycota, Sordariomycetes, Hypocreales, Ophiocordycipitaceae.
AUGGAUCUGCAGCCGGCAUGGAGCUGGAGCUCGGCUGCCGAGCCUCAGUCGGCACAAGACAUGGUUGUCAACAGACGCACCGAGCCGACGGGUCGGCAACAAGAAGCAGCCCCCGGGUCUCAUCAGGCGGGACCUCGUCAGGCGGGACCUCGUCAGGCGGAGGCGAGAAACCGUUCCUGCGGACCUCGCACGUGUCGCAUCUGCCUCGACACGGAGCAGCCAAAAUAUCCUACAGGCCUCACGUCGACAUUUGGCAUAUCGUCGGCAUCAUCUCGUCCCUCUUACAUAUCCGAUGAUCCAGAGCUCGGUCGACUGCUGUCACCGUGCCGCUGCAAAGGCUCGCAGAAAUACGUGCAUGAGGGAUGUCUCAACUCUUGGCGACUGGCGGAGCCGAUGGCGGCCAGGAAUUACUGGCAAUGCCCGACCUGCAUGUUCAACUACCGGUUGGCUCGGCUGCAGUGGGCGUCGAUGCUGAGCAGCAAGUGGACGCAGAUGGCCUUGACGCUCAGCGUCGUCGUCGUCGGCAUCUUUACCCUCGGCUUCGUCGCAGAUCCCAUACUCGAUCUUUGGCUCGACCCUGUCGGCACCAUCAGCGAUACCGUCACCGGCGUCGUUUCCGAUGCCGGAACCAGGCAACCCCUGAUGCAAGGGGAAGCGACGACGUGGGCGGAGCACUUUGCGAAGGGAUUCUUCUCCCUCGGCCUGGUCGGCUUUGUCAAAUCCGUCGUGGCCAUGGGUCCCUGGCAUUGGUUGAACCUUCGGUCAAGCGGCUUGAUGGGCUCGGGGCGUCGCCGGGGCACCGGCCGUGCGAGGAUGGACAACUUCAACCUCCUCUUCGUCAUGAUUGGCGCCUUCACCUUCAUGAUGGCAAUAUGGAAGGUCGUCAAGGCCCUCUCGGCUCGCGUGCUCCAAAACGUCAGCAACAAAGUGCUCGAUGUUGGUGCCGAAGAUGACGACGGCGAAGCGGGCGAGGAGGAAGCGACUGUCGAGGGUGAGAAGCAUCAGUGA